AUGGUAGUUAGAUCUUCAACAAGAAGCUCUAGCACUCAGAAGAUAUUUGAUGCACUCAAUGGAAGCGAGUCAUCGUAUAGCUUUAUUAGGGAUUAUUUAAAUGCGUUAAGAUUGUAUCCGGUGAGUAUUAAUGAGCCAAUUGAUUAUAUGCUGCCGAGUAUUUUUUGUUCGUUAGUUACUUCUGUGAAGACGGGCUUGUUUAUGUGGGCUCUGAUGAUCGCAAGAUCCUCGGAUAACGCUGGGUCUAUAGCCUUUGAAAUUGGAAUGUGGGCGUUUAUGAUACUGAUGGGUUUUUGCUUUGUUGCAGGAUUUGUGUAUAAGAAGGCGUUGGGAAGGAUGAUGGGCGAUGCAUCAUACGCAGGCUAUGUCUAUAUGGUUGGUCUUUCUGUUGUACACAUUCCAUAUAUAUUACUCGUGUAUACACUUGUAAAUCCGAAAAGCAUACUAAGAUUCAUCUGCCUGAUCAUUUUGGCAUCGAUAUCUCAGUUUUCACUAAAGACAUCAAUGCUGAAGGAUCAUCAGUUUGAAAGCGGUAGAGAUAGUUUUAUAUUUGAGAUUCUGAUGUAUGCGCUGCAGAUUGGUUUAGUAUUUACUGCAGUGAGCACUUUGAGCUCAUUUAUUGGAGAAUAA
This is a messenger RNA of Ordospora colligata OC4, 630 nucleotides long. RefSeq lists its product as uncharacterized. The record is from RefSeq and is a predicted model, not a curated record. Bases 1 to 630 code for a protein of 209 amino acids. The transcript has a single exon. NCBI's taxonomy places the organism in Eukaryota, Fungi, Microsporidia, Ordosporidae.